Messenger RNA from Peniophora sp. CBMAI 1063, 6045 nucleotides. The record is from the annotation of a GenBank genome assembly. NCBI's taxonomy places the organism in Eukaryota, Fungi, Basidiomycota, Agaricomycetes, Russulales, Peniophoraceae.
AUGGCGGCGCGUCUGGCCCCACGCACAACCCCGCGCUCGAGCCUCAGCCUAACCGCGCCGAUCCGCAACCCCUACGACGCGUUCAACGCGUCCGAUUUCGACAGCUGGAUUGGUGGACUUACCAGCUCGUUGAGGAAGGCUCUGGACCAUGACGAUGAGCUCGAGGAUGAGGAUGCGGGGAAGGAUAAACAGAAGAGCGUCACGGGUGCGCUCGAGGCUGCACGUGGAGCCGACGAAACGAUGACUGAGGGUGGGAAAGACGAGUCGAUGGGGGAGGACGAGGAGGAGAGCGAGGAGAGUGUCGACGAGGGCGUCGAGGACAGUUUCGCACACGUGAACGCCGUCUCUGCGCGAGCGAAGGGCAAGGCGCGCGACCCGCGCGACGGGCCGGGGUUCGGCAGCUCGUCAACGGCGCCUAUCGAAUUGCUCGAAUCCGACGAGGAAGAGGAAGAGGGCGAGGAGGACGAAGACGAGGAGGGAGAUAGCGAUGAAUAUGAAUACGACGAGGAGGAGGAAGAGUCGUGGGACGAGGACGACGAGAGCGAGGAGGACCUCAACGCGCCUGGGAGCUCGAAGUCACAUAUUGAGCGGGCAAGAAGGGCCAGUGAGGGUGAUUUGUAUGACGAGGAGGAGGAGGAGGAGGAGGAGGAGGAGGAAGAUGAAGCGGAGGACGAUGAAGGCGACGCCGCACCCGCACAAUUCCCUCAUGACCUUACUGCAGAAGACGAAGACGAGCAGGAUGGCGAAGGCCAAGACGAAAUUGAUGCAGACGUCGACGCGCCCGAACUUCCCGACCCAUGGGCGCCUGCGCGGACAUUCGCCGAAGACUACUACUCCGGCGGCGACGCGCCCGUCCGCGGAGGCUCACCACACAACCUCACACCCCGUCUUCGCGCCGUCAGUCCUGGUUUGCAUCCUGCGCCAUCUCCAGCUCAGGCGGAGGUCAUCAAUGUGGACGAUUCGGACGAAGAAGACCAAGUCCAAGAGGAACACUCCUCAGACCGCUGGGACUGGAACAACCCACCUGCAGUCCCAUGGGGCCACCGCGCAACGCGUCCAGGCCAUCUCAUAAGCAAAGAAUCGGAGGAAGAUUUGGAGCUUCAGUACCCUGACGAAGACGAAGAUGGUGCGGAGGACGAUUACGAGGGUGAAGAAGGCGCUGAAUACGCUGAUGAUGACGAGGGUGGAGAUGGAGAAGAGGGAGAGGAGGACGUGCAAGCUGUCAAAGACAGACAGAAGGGCAUGUUCGUCUCCGCUGCGGACGUUUACAGCGAGCGUGGCGACGAGCACGACGACGAUGAAGAUGCUGAAGCGGACUCUUCACCGCUUUCCGUCAAGUACCGACAAGACGGCUCUUCUCUCCGUGCGGAGGACGUUUAUGGCGACAACAACGCCGGACUCCUCAAUAACGCCGACUCAGACGGCGACUCGGAUAUCGUGGAGAUCUCGCCGCCGAGGAGGAAAGCCGCGGUGUCGCCUAUGCCGCAGGACAAGCAGCCCACCGACCCUGAGGCCGACGAAGAAGUGCUUGCCAAUCCCUUCGGGCUACCCUCGUCCUCUGCGCCAGCGCCGGCGCCUGUCCCGGCGCUCUCGACAGCGCAAGCCUCAGCAUCUCUAAACGCCGCGCCCGCCCUCCCCCUCGGCACCACAGACUCCCCAACAGCUCAACAUCCAGAAGACGUCGAGCGCGUCGACCCCGCCUCGCUCGCCCCCGCCCCCGCUCCAUCAACAUCAACAUCGGCACUCGACACACUCGCCUCAGUCGCCGCCCCGCCCUCGCCCCCUCCAGCGGGCUUCUCGCUCGUACCAGCCACAUGGACGUCUACGUCCGACGCGGGCGCUGCUGCGAGUCGUGUGGGUGAGGAGGAGGAGUACGACGAGGACGAGUUUAGUGAUACUUCGCUGGAGCUGGACGAGGAGGAUGAGAGGAAUGCAGCUGCUGCGGCCGCGGCCGCGGCGCAGGCACAGGCGCAGGCUGAAGAAGAGCGGCGGGCGCAGUCGGUGGACGAGGAUGAGUUCAGUGAUACUUCGCUGGAGCUGGACGAGGAGGACGAGAGGAACGCGGCUGCUGCGGCUGCGGCUGCGGCUGCUGCUCAAGCUUCCGCACAAGCGCAGGUGCAAAGAGCGGCGGAAGAAUCAAUAGACGAGGAUGAGUUCAGCGAUACUUCGCUCGAGCUGGAUGAGGAGGACGAGAGGAAUGCGGCUGCUGCUGCUGCUGCGGCCGCUCAAGCGGAGGCGCAGGCUGCAGAAGAGCGGCGGGCGCAAUCGAUCGACGAGGACGAGUUCAGCGAUACUUCGCUGGAGCUGGAUGAGGAGGACGAGAGGAACGCGGCUCUCGCUGCGGCCGCGGCUCAGGCUCAGUCCACUUUGCCACCGACGGCCCAAGGCCCCGCGCCCGCACAACAAAGAUCGGCUGAAGAGGAGCUGCGUGCACAGUUAGGGCCGGGCGUUGUACUGGCGGGCGAAGGCGCGCCGUCGAUAUUCGGCGACGGAGAUGAGGGGAUGGGGAUGUACACCGAUCCGGGCGCACCGGCCUAUGUCCCCGAGACGCCCGCCGCCGCACCGCCGACCAAGGUCGAGGAAGACCCGCUCGAGACGACUGCGCCGGACGUCGAGAACGAAGCUGUUGCGAUGGACGACGAUAAGGAGGACGACGGGAUGUACACCGAUCCUGGUGCGCCGGCCCCAUUGGGUGAAGGCGCGCCGAUGGGAUACUCGGCUGAGCCAUCGCCUGUCGCGCCCUCUCCGGCGUACAUUGUUGAAGAACCCGAAGCUGCCGCUUCACCUGCGCGUACGGCAAGGGAAGAGUCGGUUGCGGUCGCGGACGGGACGGUUGACAAGGCGUUCGUUGUUGAGGACGAUGAGGAGGCGGACGAGGUUGAGAGCGUUGUUAGUCCUGCGGAGGUUGAGGAGCCUGGCGAGGGUGAGGUGAAAGAGCCGGGCCUGUCGCCUGUUGAAGAGGAGGAAGAAGACGAGUUGCCCGAUGAUACAAGCGUCGCUCAAGUCGAGCCCCCACAGGAUGACCAUGUCCCGCCGCCCGUCAUGCCCUACAUCCCGCCCGUCGCAGCCCGCGCGAUCGGCGAAGACGUCUUCGGCAGGCCCGGCAUGCCGUUCGCGGCGCCCAAGUCCACGACCGCAAAUGGAACCUCCAUGCCAAGACGCGUCGCGAGCGGAUUGUUCACGCCUAAAUCCGAGGCCAGCGGGCUGUUCACGCCGCUCGAGGGCAGCGACGCCAGUACCAGUCCGAAAGACCAGAGCCGCGAGGACUCGCCCACUGUCGAACGCCCGCACUCACCCGUGGUUGAGCAGCGCCCGCCGUCGCCCGUGGUCGAGAGGCACCAUGAUCAGCAUUCGCCGACGCCGGCGGAGAAGGAGGAGAUGAGAGCUGCGAUGAGGGAGGUUGAGAGGGGCGCGCAUGAGGUUUAUGUGGGCGCUGAUGAGGAUGAUGGGGAGGAUGCGCCUAGUCCUGCGCUUCCGAAGGAGUCUGCUGAACACGUCGCGCAAGAGCCGGGUUUGGAGCAGCAAGAGCCGCAACUGGCGCCGGAGCAGCAAGAAGAGGCGUUCGCGGGCACGGACGUGUUUGCUGGGUUCGAGGAUUUGCCGGAGUUCAAGGGGUUGGAGGCUCAGAGUAGCGACGCGGAUUUGGCCGCGCUGCAGGCAUUCUUCGCCAAUACGGGCCCCGCUGAGGCGGACGCGGCUUCCAUAGCUGAAGUCCAACCUACCGACGCCGACAUCGUACCAGAAGCGUUCUCCCUUCCCGACGAAGCUCCCGAGACGGCUGCCGCUGCUGCUGCGGCAGUGAGCGAGCCUGAGCCACACACCGUCACUGUGUCGCUUGAAGGAGACGCGCCUGAGGUCAAGAGCGUGGCUGUUGAAGAUGAUCCGGCGCUCGAAACGGACGAGACGGAGGUCGGUGUACAAGAGGCGAAGAUGGACGAGGAGCUUGGUCUUACGCAGGAGGAUGUCACCGAGGACCGGGAUGCGCAGGAUGGCCUCAAGGGACUUGAUCCGAAACUUAUCGAGGAAGCUGGCGACCCGUUCAAGCUUAUGGGCAACGCGAGCACUGUCGCGCCGGGCGCUGUGAGCUCAGGUGAUGCUACGCCCGAGGAGGAGGAAGAGGCGGAGCGUGAGAAGUCGGAGGAGGACAAGCUUGAUCCGUUGUCUGUGGAUGAUGGGCUUGUGUUGGAUGAGGUCGCGCUUGUUGCGCAAUUGGGGCCUCAGCCUCAGGACGAGGCUGCGGUUCCGAAGGAGCACACGGCAGAAGAGAAGGAAGAGGAAGAGCCUAAGCCGGUCUCUAAGGACUUUGCUGGAGAUGCUACCCCUGCGCCUGUGGAUGAAAGCCUGUUGAAUGGUGAACAGGAGCAGUCGGAGGACGCUGACAAGACGCCCAUCGCUGCACUCCCGCUCCUCGAGGAGGAGGAACGAGCCGAAGAACAAGCUACACCCGGCGAGGCUAAAGAGCAGACAGCGUCGCAACAGACCGAAGUUGCUGACGACGAGGAGAAGACCGAGGUCGCCGCCGUCGAGGAGCGCCCGGAAAGCACACCAUCUGCGGAGGAUUCGGAUGAGCGCUCGAAGUCUCGUAAGCGCAAGCGCCUUUCGGACGAGCCAGCGCGACCGCGCGUCACACGCUCCGCAUCUUCCACGACCGUCAACGGCAAGAACGGCGCACCGAAGUCCAAGGGCAAGGGCAAAGCGAAGGCCAUCGUUGAGGAGGACGAGGGCGCUAGCGAUGCCAGCUCAGCACUUGUUCAUGGUCUACUUGAUCCCAGCUCGCGUGCAGGCUCCGUCUCAUCCGUCGACACCGAUGAUCGCCGCCCACCACUCGUGCAAGUUGACGCACACACCGAAUUCAUCAUGCAUCAACACGGCCGCCCUCGCGCUGCUCCGACGAACCUUCCUCAGACCAUCGCCCAGGCUCAGGCGGCGCAAGCUCAAGCGCGCACCAAGAUUGUUGCCACUGUCAUUCCUCAAGCCGCUCCCGCCGAGCCUUCACGCUCACGCGCUGCCUCCGAAGAACCGGCCUCUGAGCCGGAAUCGCCUGAACCUGCGCCCUCUACGCCGCCCAUGCAGUCUGCGUCUGCACCACCGCCUUCGACCGAGAAUGGCGCAGCCCGCCCUGCGCCUCCCCGCCGUAUCCCCAGCAAGAACACACCCGUGACCCGCGCAAACUGCCGCUUCCAUACUAUCUCCAUCCCCCGCGAGGGUGGCGGUCGCGCGCAGUUCGUCGUGCCGGGAUGCUCAAUGGGCGACGCGAAAGUGAUCAAGGAAGAAGACAUCCGGGACGAAGGCUUCGCCACCAUGGCUGACCACGCGCGCAUGCUACCAGACAUCGAGAACCUCGACCUUGACGCGUACCUCGUCGGCAAUCUCCGCAAACUCGUCGGCGUCGACCUUCUCCGCGAGAACGAAGUGUUUUAUCUUCCUGGGGAGGAAGAGGAGCCGCCGCGCAAGAAGAGGCGUCGGUAUGCGAGGAAGAGCACGCUCGAUCGUGUGCGGACGCAGUCUGGCGGGAGCAAAGGUGCAUCGCAGAAUCAGUCUCGUGCAAGUACGCCUAGCGGAAGUACGGAUGGUGGUUCCGUUGCGGGCUUCGUGCGCCGUGCGGGUUCGCGCUCGGCUGCGUCUAGCGUUGCUGAUGGGUACAGCACGCACGAGGAAGAAUCAGAGGCGGAAAGCGCUGCACCCCAACCAAAGGCUUCGCGCCCGCCUGUAUCCGACGCUGGAUCGCAGUCGACGUCUGCGUCUUCUGUCAAGUCCCCGCGCAAACGCACACUCUCGACGCGCCGCGGUACGCGCACCUCUCGUCGCCUGAACCCGGAUGCGGCAGAGUUCGCUCCAGGCCAUGUGGAGGCGGCGCAAGAGGAACUGGAUAAUGAGGACGACGUUGCGCCGGAAACGCGUAGGAAGAGGAAGGCGACGCGCGGUGCGAAACGCACUCGGACGAUGGAGGACGUGCCUGCGGAGGGACCCCGUCCGAAGCGUACGCGCACGAAUACGAAUUUGAGGAAGAGCAUGUCUGUGAACCAGGUGAAUGGGAAGUCGUAG